GUAGGACUUUACCCCAAAGGGAGUCCUUCCAGAAAUUCUCGAAAGCCUAAGUUAAACUCAGGCCUAAGAGGGGGUUUGGAAAUAGUUUUCAACCAGCAAUAG
Molecule: messenger RNA, 102 nt
Organism: Medicago truncatula (barrel medic)
Lineage: Eukaryota; Viridiplantae; Streptophyta; Magnoliopsida; Fabales; Fabaceae
Exons: 1
Source: RefSeq, a predicted model, not a curated record